This is a messenger RNA of Thamnophis sirtalis, 1867 nucleotides long. Its product is annotated as protein regulator of cytokinesis 1. Gene Ontology annotation, molecular function: microtubule binding. The record is from RefSeq and is a predicted model, not a curated record. Gene Ontology annotation, biological process: microtubule cytoskeleton organization; mitotic spindle midzone assembly. Lineage: Eukaryota; Metazoa; Chordata; Lepidosauria; Squamata; Natricidae. Gene Ontology annotation, cellular component: cytoplasm; mitotic spindle midzone; spindle.
AUUUUGACGGUGGUGGCGGCCGCUCGUUUGAGUCUUUGUUUGGAUUUUACUUGUAGCGGGAAUGGCGACGCCAACAACGGCCGUCUCUAGGCUCCACAUGGGGAAACGUCUGCGGGAAAGUGAAAUUUUGGCUUCUUCCCUGGUUAAUAGUGUGAAUCAAGCACUGGGAAAGCUACUAGAUUUAUGGAAUGCAAUGGGAAUUAGCAAAGAGCUGCAGCUUGAACGCAUGGAGGCUGCAAAGUUGCACAUUGAGACGCUAUUGAAUGAAAUGAUUGAUGAAGAAAGCAGUUUGAAAAACAAAAUUGAAAAUGACAUUGAAAUUCAGAAAAAUCAACUGAAUGUACUCAGAUACCAACUUGGUCUGGAUCCUUACAAGGUUGAUGAUGGCUUAACUAUCCUUCAAUUAGAGAAGGAAUAUCGGCUGGCAUUAGACAGUGCUCUUAAAGAAAAAGAGGAGAGGCUGGAGAAGUUGACUCAGCUACAGCGAGAAGAUCAGGCAUUAUGUACAGAGCUUUGUGUAGUCCCUUACUACAUCCCUACUGGCAGUAUUCCAAAUAGCACAGAGCUGGAAGAAAUAAAAGAACAUAUAACAAAUCUUCUGAAAGUAAAGGAACAAAGAUUAGAAGAGUUUCAUAAACUGAGAAGAGAAAUCAGACUAUAUAGUAAAGAAAUUGGACACACACCUGAUGGGACACUGGAAAAUAAUAUAUUAUGUGAUGAUGAAGAAGAAGGAUAUAUUUGUCUUACAAAAAAGUAUCUUGAAGAUCUUCAGCAGUUUGUCAAUCAGUUGCAGAAGAAGAAGUCAUCUCUAAUGGCCACCAAGGACGUCCUGAUGAAACAAGUUCAGCUUCUAUGGGACAGACUUCAGUGGCCACAAGAAAAGCAAGAAAGGUUCACGAAAAUGACCAACCAGUGUUCCAUCUGUGAAGCCACGAAUAUGUGGGAAGAAGAAUUACAAACACUGGAAGAGGUGAAGAAGGAGAAAGUUAAAGAAAUUAUUUUGAAAGUCAGGCAAGAUCUUGAGAGCUAUUGGCAGAAAUGCUUUUAUUCCGAUGAACAAAAAGCUGCGUUUCAGCCCUUUUAUGAUGACAAUUUCUCAGAAGAAUUGUUGUAUCAUCACGAUGAAGAAUUGAUCAAAAUAAAAGAGAUUUAUGAGGAAGCCAUGUCUCUUUAUGACGGUGUUCAUAAAUGGGAGGCUACUCUGGAUCGCUUCAUUGAACUGGAGAAAAAAUCAACAGAUCCAAGCAGGCUCCUAAACAGAGGGGGUAAUCUGCUCAAAGAUGAACGCGAAAGAUCGAAGACUCAAAAGCAGUUGUCAAAGUUAGGAGAAGAAUUGAAGGAAAAAAUUGAAAAUUGGGAAAAGGAUCAUAAUUCAGAUUUUCUAAUUAGAAGCCAGAGGUUUCUUGAUUACAUGACCCAACAGCUGCAGCAUUAUAAACUUAAAAAAGAUCAGCCCAAAACAUCAGUGAAGCGGGAGGAAUAUACAACUCCAAAAGGAGCUAUGAAAAGAUCUGCCCAUGUGAAUACUCCAACUACAAACAAGAUACGCAAAGUAGCCUCAAACCUAACUGUACUUAAAGCAUCCAGUUGCAGUAACAUAACAACCAAUUUUGCUGUUCCUAGUAAGCAGCCAUUUCAAAACAAAACUCCUUCCAAAAGCACACCUCUAUAUUCCCUGCACCAACCAUCAUUAGAAGAGUGCAAGAAAAGCAAAUCUGCCAGCCAACCUAGUUAUUCAGAUUUUCUGAAGGAAUUUGCAGUUAAAUCAAGCAUCAACAACAGAAUUUUGAAUUCCACGCUCAAAGAGAAUUUGGAGGGAUGAGCCCUACUUGAAUUCUUCUCUUAUAAAGCUCAUCAAGUCAAGUCA